AUGAAAGGAUUCAGACAACGCGUGGUAAGUUGGCUCCUCGACGCCCGUCACCCCGUAUGCUGAAUGGCAGCCAUUGACAGCACGAUCAGCUCUCUCGCAGCAAGCGAGACGGUGAGGGCAGCAAGCUCUCCAAGAAGAAGGACUCGUCCUCCGGCACCGCUUCUCCCCAUGGAGGCUCCUCCUCGCAGUCGCCCGCCGGCUCAGCCCAAGCCACUCCUACGUCCUCGACUAGCAACCUCGUAGACUCGCGCAACAAGCCGCCGCCUGAUGGAGCGCCCACUCAAUCGCAUCCAGGCGCCCCCAUGCCUGGACAACAGCAGAUGAUUCCAGGACAGAACCAGUUCCAGCAGCACGGCGGUGCCGGUGGCCCACAAUCUGCGGGUCAGAAUCAGCAAGGCCCUUCGACGCCGGGCAGACAUGGCCUCGGCUCUCUUGCUCCCAGUGUAGUCAUAUCCCCAAGCGCUCCGGUUUGUUAGCCAUUGCGACAAUGUCCUCUCCGCACACCAACACUGACGAUACUCUAGCACGUUCCGCCCCCAGGUGCAGCCGAAACAAUGCCACACGAUCUUGCGCCACCAAAGGCGGGCCAGAAGAGCUUGUUGUUCGACAGGUUACAGGCCACUCCCAAGGACACAGUGCCUGAGGGGAUCAGGACACCCAAGCGACAGCACUCUUCACGCUUCGACAUUUCAGACCAGCGACAGCGCGAGCUCGAGAAACUCCCAGGCUUCCAUGAAGUGCCUCCCAACCGACGCCAAGAGCUGUUCAUGCAGAAGCUGGACCAGUGUAACAUCAUCUUUGACUUCAAUGAUGCUUCGGGUGACAUGAAGAGCAAGGAGAUCAAAAGACUAGCGUUGCACGAGCUCCUGGAUUACGUUGCGCAGAAUCGACAGGUCAUUUCGGAGCCCAUGUACCCUCGCGUGGUAGAGAUGUUCGCGAAGAACUUGUUCAGGCCUAUCCCGCCACCCAUGAACCCGCAAGGAGAAGCGUUCGACCCGGAGGAGGACGAGCCGGUCCUCGAGGUCGCAUGGCCGCACAUUCAGGUCGUCUACGAAUUCUUCUUGCGCUUCAUCGAGAGCCAGGACUUCAAUACCAACUAUGCGAAGCAGUACAUCGACCAUGGCUUUGUGUUGCAGCUGCUGGAGCUAUUCGACUCAGAGGACCCAAGGGAAAGAGACUUCCUCAAGACCACACUACACAGGAUAUAUGGAAAGUUCCUCAACUUGCGAUCCUUCAUCAGACGGAGCAUCAACAACGUAUUCUUCCAAUUCAUCUACGAGACGGAACGCUUCAAUGGCAUUGCCGAGCUCCUCGAAAUCCUUGGGUCGAUCAUCAACGGCUUUGCGCUUCCAUUGAAGGAAGAGCACAAGCUGUUCCUGACUAGAGUUCUGAUUCCGCUUCACAAGGUGAAGAGCUUGAGCAUGUACCAUCCGCAACUUGCGUACUGCAUCGUCCAAUUCCUCGAGAAGGACGCUGCACUCACAGAGGAGGUUGUCCUUGGCCUAUUACGCUACUGGCCCAAGGUCAACAGCACAAAGGAGGUGAUGUUCUUGAACGAAGUCGAGGACAUCUUCGAGGUCAUGGAUCCUGCCGAGUUUGCAAAAGUCCAGGAGCCCUUGUUUAACCAACUCGCGAAGAGUGUCGCCAGCCCGCAUUUCCAGGUAAGUCAUCACCUACGUACGUUCUGCGAAGAGAUUACUGACUUCGACAGGUCGCCGAGCGAGCGCUUUAUUUCUGGAACAACGAAUACUUCUGCAACCUCGUCAGCGACAACGUGGAUGUGAUUCUACCCAUCAUGUUCGCGCCGCUCUACGAGAACUCAAAGGGCCACUGGAAUCGGUAUGUGCAAGAAACAUACUAUGGCAGUGUGGUGUGCUGACUGCCUGUGCAGGACGAUCCAUGGCAUGGUCUACAAUGCCAUGAAACUCUUCAUGGAAGUCAACCCACAGCUCUUCGACGAGUGCUCCCAUGAGUACACCGAGCAGCAAAACAAUGCUGAAGCGGUCAAGGCAAAUCGUCAAGCCAAGUGGGAUCGCCUUACACAGCUGGCGGAACAGAUGAAGCAGAACGGUCACGCUCCUUCAGCGAGACCACCCCAGGGACUGGGCGGCUCCAAAGGCCCGAUGCGACCAGACGACGGCGAUCCAAUCUCGAUGAACCGCCUACGACUUGAAGAUGACCGGAGGGCGGAGAGGCAUACCAAUUCGGUACGUGGGUGA
Messenger RNA from Lecanosticta acicola, 2219 nucleotides. The record is from the annotation of a GenBank genome assembly. NCBI's taxonomy places the organism in Eukaryota, Fungi, Ascomycota, Dothideomycetes, Mycosphaerellales, Mycosphaerellaceae.